This is a messenger RNA of Pantherophis guttatus, 420 nucleotides long. The record is from RefSeq and is a predicted model, not a curated record. Lineage: Eukaryota; Metazoa; Chordata; Lepidosauria; Squamata; Colubridae.
AUGAAGACCAUUCUUAGUAACCAAACAGUUGACAUUCCUGAGAAAGUCGACAUUAUCCUGAAGGGGCGGACAGUUACUGUCAAAGGCCCCAGAGGAACUUUGAAAAGGGAUUUCAACCACAUCAAUGUGGAAUUCUCUCUUUUGGGGAAAAAAUGCAAGAAGCUGCAUGUUGACAAAUGGUGGGGUAACAGAAAGGAGCUGGCAACUGUUCGCACAAUUUGCAGUCAUGUGCAAAACAUGAUCAAGGGGGUUACCUUGGGCUUUCGUUAUAAGAUGAGGUCUGUGUACGCCCACUUCCCCAUCAACAUCAUUAUUCAAGAAAAUGGCUCCCUGAUCGAGAUCCGUAACUUCCUUGGGGAGAAAUACAGUAUGUCUCUGAGAAGGGAACAGCACAACAAGCUGAUGAAUAAAACCCGAUAG